Ectocarpus sp. CCAP 1310/34 is the source of this 1850-nucleotide messenger RNA. The record is from the annotation of a GenBank genome assembly. NCBI's taxonomy places the organism in Eukaryota, Phaeophyceae, Ectocarpales, Ectocarpaceae.
CUCCCCUCUUUACCCGUGUACGGUCAUGUCCUGCCCCGCAGCUUCGCCCCCCCACUCCCCACACAACCACAUCCGGCACACCACAGCCUACGCCAGACCGCCACAGCAGCACCGACCAGCAAACCGCGCGUGUAAUCGACGAAGAGACAGAUGGUUACCUCAACCAACACCCACCUGGCGCUCCUUGCACUCCUUCUCGGCACGCAGCAAGGAGAGUGCCACCGCUACCGCACCCACGGCGGGCACCACCACCACCAUGGUCGACGCCAGUUCCAGCUGCCCACGGUAGUGAGCAGCGAGAUAGUGGACACUGGGGCGUUCAGGCCGUUCCGACACGUGCAGCCGCGUGGUCGGCCGCACGUGAGCUCUGCUGGACCCCUCAUGGACGUGUUCCAAGACGUGAUGGGCGAGAUCAAGAAGGUCGCUUGCGAGUUCUCGGACACAACGACCGAUGCGCGGAGCCCGCCCUACGAAGUCCUGGAGACCCCCGACGCCGCCACGCUCAUCGUAGACCUUCCGGGGUGCAAGAAGGAAGACGUCGACGCACAGGUCUCCGAAGACUCCGGCACGAAGACGCUCACGAUCACGGCGGUGAGAAAGAAGCCACGCCACGCCGACGGUAACGCCAGGUCACCGUCGUCGCCGCCUGACACAUCAGGGUCUACCGAUGGCAACAGCGCGGCAUCCACUACGGGUGUGGCGGAUGCUGCCGCGCCUCACGAGGCAGGCAAGGACAAGCCUGAAUCUUCUCUGUCUUCCUUUUCGGAGGAGAGCUUCAAGCUGUCGUUCCAGAUUGGAGACGAUAUCGACGUGUCCGUCAUCCGUGGCGGCCUGGAGGACGGCGUUCUGACGCUCGUGCUGCCCAAGCUAACCCCGGAACCACCUGCGGAGCCAAUCGACAUCCCGAUCGACUUUACUAGCUCUACCAGAAGCAACACCGGGACUGGGGAGGCGGGAAGGGAACGCCAGGCCGCCGCUUCGAUCGGGCGUAAUGAGGAAUCAAUCGGCGACGCCGGUGGCGACGCUGACACACACAUCAGCCUAGCGUGACGUUGAAACUUGGACUCUCACUCUUGUCUUCGGCGGUGGGACGACCACUCGUCUUACUCGUUAAUUUGAUCGUUGUAAGAGAAAUGAGCGACGAGUGUUAUGUGUGUGACCGAUCAACGCUGAGAUGUUUCGAGGAGUGCUUGUAUAGGAAAAUGUGUUGCUGUUGUCGUUCCCGUGAAGAGAGAGUUGUCGGAACGGUUUUUCAGACGUCGACAGAGAUGUAUCAUUAGUAUUAAGCGGCGAGUGUAUUGGUUGGUUCUUCAUGCCAGCCGUGGAAAUUUGAGCCCCCUCCCUCUGCAACGCGCGGGCAGGAUGUAGAUGCACCGUCCAAAACUAGGGGACAAAUGGUUGUCUGGGUGAUGGGUGUUUGACUCGUACUUCAACGUUCGAACGUUCCCCUCGUGACAUGUACCUGGUGGUAAUAAUUUCGCCAGUCUCACGAGCGUUUGAGUCAUUGGUGCGAGAUAAGUGUGUUGUUUCGGUGUUGUUCAUAUUUUUGUACUCUGCAGACAUCAUGCACACGAGGCAUCGGCAAUUUUUUAGCACGUCGGUGUUGUCCGUGCUGUCGGCGAGAGCUCCUUACUCCAGCCACAUGACAUGAGCAACAAAAUUAGGACGACUUUGGUCGAGAAAACGUUGGAUGUCUGUUGGGGUAAAUCUUGCUCAAGCUGCGAGGCAUGAUCGAACGUUGGUGAUCGAAUGAGAGGGUACAACUGGCUGCUCAAUCGGCAGGAAUUUGGACGGGCUCUUCCUGAGAUUGCCAUGCCAAAAUCAGUGUGCAUCGCAUCGUGAAUACACAU